Molecule: messenger RNA, 7143 nt
Organism: Ceratosolen solmsi marchali
Lineage: Eukaryota; Metazoa; Arthropoda; Insecta; Hymenoptera; Agaonidae
Gene: rhea
Product: Talin_middle and talin-RS domain-containing protein rhea
Exons: 15
Coding region: 525-6965 (2146 amino acids)
Biological process (GO): actin cytoskeleton organization; cell-cell adhesion
Cellular component (GO): cytoskeleton; ruffle; focal adhesion
Molecular function (GO): actin filament binding; structural constituent of cytoskeleton; integrin binding
Source: RefSeq, a predicted model, not a curated record
AGCAAAUAUAUCAAGGUAAACUGUAAAUGCAAAUAUGACUAAAUAAGCAUGUACAUACAUAUACUAUUUUUCCUUCACCUAUCGCCAUAUCGACUUCAAAUUGAUUAUAAAUUGUACGUACAUUCAAUAAUGUAGUUCACAUUUGCUAUGUAUUGCAUGCGAGGGUGUCAGUAGUAACCUAUGGCGCAGCUACUUUUGGAUUGAAUAUGGGCUGGAACUGAAUGUUCGGAACAUUGAACGACGGAAUGUUAAUUUUAGUAUCUUAAAAGUAUUUGACGUGGUUUUAUUGUAUUCGAUUAGUACUAUAUUUUACAACUACCUGAUAUUUUAAUCCAGCAUCAUUUAAUUUAUUUAACAGCCAAUCGAGUUUCACGUUGCGAAGGGGUGGUGGGUGGAUGAUCUCAUACAUUCCUCUCGAGGAUGCUGCGCGUAAGAAUACACACGCAUGUAGCUUCACUUCUUUGGUAACAGUCGACGAGGAUUUUUAUUAUAAAAAAUAAAAAUAUUUUUUAUUGGUAUUUAAAAUGUCAACACUUUCUUUGCGGAUUUCGAUUCCGGAGAAAAAUGUAACUAAGAUGAUGCAAUUUGAUCCAAAUACAUCUGUAUAUGAUGGAUGUCGUAUGAUUCGAGAAAAACUUACAGAAGUGAGUAAUACGGAACAAAAUUAUGGUUUAUUUUUGGCCGAUGAAGAUGCAAAAAAAGGAGUUUGGCUUGAAUCAACUAGAAAUUUAGAUUAUUACAUACUUAGAAAUGGAGACUUUUUAGAAUAUAAGAAGAAACUAAGAACACUGAGAGUAAAAUUAUUGGAUGGAACUUUAAAAACUAUAUUGGUCGAUGAUAGCCAACCAGUUAUAAAUUUAAUGGUAGUAAUAUGCACAAAAAUUGGUAUUACAAAUCAUGAUGAGUAUUCUUUGGUUCGCGAAACAGUAGAAGAAGAAUAUGAAAAUAAUAAAUUAGUAAAUUUUGGAACUUUAACAUUAAAGAAAAAAAAAGAAGAAAAGGUAGAAAAAGAUGCAAAAAUGAAUCAAUUAAGAAAAAAAUUAAAAACUGACGAUGAAGUAAAUUGGAUAGAUCCAAGUAAAACAUUGAGAGAACAAGGUAUAGAUGAAUAUGACACUGUAUUGUUGAGAAGAAAAUUUUUCUUUUCUGAUCAAAAUAUUGAUAGUAGAGAUCCAGUGCAAUUAUCUCUUCUCUACGUCCAAGCUAGAGAUGCUAUUCUAGAUGGUACACACCCAAUCAUUCAAGAACAAGCUUGUAUUUUUGCUGGUAUACAAUGUCAAAUACAAUUUGGUGACUAUAAAGAAGAUAAACACAAAUCUGGUUUUUUAGAUUUAAAGGAAUUUUUACCGCAGUCAUACCUAAAAAUAAAAGGUAUCGAAAAGAAAAUUUUUCUCGAACAUAAAAAGCAUUGUAGUUUAUCUGAAUUAAAUGCUAAAGUUCUUUAUACUAAAACUGCAAGAUCAUUAAAUACAUAUGGAGUUACAUUUUUCCUUGUAAAGGAGAAAAUGAAAGGAAAAAAUAAAUUAGUGCCUCGUCUUUUAGGAGUAACUAAAGAUUCUGUUUUGCGACUUGAUGAAAAAACAAAAGAAAUUUUAAAAACUUGGCCUUUAACAACGGUGAGAAGGUGGGGAGCAUCUCCCAAUACUUUUACAUUAGAUUUUGGAGAUUACUCAGACCAGUAUUACAGUGUUCAAACAACUGAAGCUGAACAAAUAUUACAAUUAAUUUCUGGAUACAUCGAUAUAAUACUUAAAAAACAAAAGGCUAAAGAUCAUUUUGGCAUUGAAGGAGACGAAGGAUCCACUAUGGUAGAAGAUAGUAUUUCCCCGUUAAAAGCAACUAUUCUGCAACAUGAAAUUGGAAAUAUUGGAAAAGGAAGUGCUGAGUCUGUAUCUGUAGCAAUACCAGCUGUAAUAAGAGCUGGUGCGGAUGGAGCCCGAUUAUAUGGAACAGGUUAUUUGGCUACAACUCAGUUUACGACUAUAAGUGGGCAAGUAAAUAUUGCUCAUGCUCCUGCAAUGAUACAACAACCGAAAGUAACAUCUGUGUUAACGGAACCGAAUCGUGCUUUAAUUUCAACUAUUAUGACUGGUCAGGAAGUAAUCCAAACCGCAGAAACAGAGCUAUCAUCGAAAGCUCGUAUUCCAGAACUUGGAGAUGAUAUUGCUUCAUUACGUUGGAUAGAGGAAACAAUUGAUACACAUAAACAAAAUAUUGGAUCACAAAUAGCUGCAAUGAGUGCCGCAACAGCAGAAGUGGUUACUUUAACAUCUGGUUCCCUGGAUAAUAUAGACCAUACUGCUAUUGGUGCUGCGAUCACAACUAUAACUACUAAUUUACCAGAAAUGACAAGAGGUGUAAGAAUGAUAGCUGCGUUAUUAGAUGAUGGAACAUUUGGAGAUAGACUUUUAGAUGCUGCAAGGAAAUUAUGCUUAGCAUUUUCUGAUUUGUUAAAAGCUACUGAACCAGAAAUGAAGGAGCCACGACAAAACUUACUAAAUGCUGCAUCUCGAGUUGGUGAAGCUUCUCAUAAUGUACUUACAACAAUUGGAGAAGAUGAUGACGCAAGUCGAGAACUUCAAGAUAUUCUUCUAGCAUUAGCAAAAGCUGUUGCAAAUACGACCGCUGCUCUUGUUUUAAAAGCAAAAGGAAUAGCUGGUAUUUGUGAAGACAUGGAUACUCAAAACCAAGUUAUUGCAGCUGCAACACAUUGUGCUCUUGCAACCUCUCAAUUAGUUGCCUGUACUAAAGUUGUUGCUCCAACUAUAAAUUCUUCAGCAUGUCAAAAUCAAUUAAUGAACGCUGUUCGAGAAGUCACAAAAACCGUUGAAAAUCUUGUUAAGAUUUGCAAUAACACUUGUACAGAUGAAAACCUUUUAAAAGCAUUAAGCGUAGCUGCUGCAGAUGUUACAAAAACACUUAAUGAUCUUCUAAUUCAUAUUAAAUUAUCCACGCACGAUGAGAAAAUAAAAGACUGUCUGCAAGAAGGAGCCGUUGAAACCAUAUUUAUGGCUACUGAUAAACUUUUUGCAAGUUCAGGUGAUGCUGGAGAAAUGGUUCACCAAGCAAGAAUUGUAGGACAAGCAACAGCACAGUUGAUUCAAACUAUUAAAGGAGAUGCAGAAAAGCAAACAGAUUCUGAUCAACAAAGAAAACUAUUAGCUGCUGCUAAAAUUUUAGCAGAAGCAACUGCAAAAAUGGUAGAAGCAGCUAGGAGAUGUGCUAGUAGUCCUCGAGACGCUAAAAUGCAAGAUAAACUACGUCAAGCUGUUGAAGAACUGAGAGAAAUUACUACAGUAUCAACUAAUCACAGUCUUCGACAAAAUUUAAUACGAAAAUUGGAAAAAUGUGCUAAACAUGCUGCAUCUUCGGCAACACAAUGUAUAGCUGCAUGUUCGGGAGUAACUUUACAUAAUAUCAAUCAUGCCACACAAACAGAAUUACAUAUUCAAUGCCAGUCCAUUGUUCAACAUAUUCCUAAUUUAGUAUCAGGAAUAAAAGGAACUAUAGCACAACCUGAUAAUUCUACCAUGCAGUUAAAUCUUAUUAAUGCUGUAGAGCAAUUUUUACAACCGGGUUUAAUUGUAGUUAAAGCCGCUAAAGCUGCUUUGCCUACUAUCAGUGAUCAAGCUUCUGCAUUACAGUUAAACAAUGCUUCACAACAUCUUUGCUUGGCAUUAACGAAUUUAAAAGUUGUUGUGAAUCGUGCAAAAGAGUCUUGUAAUGGAUUAGAAUUUAUUUCUGCUGAAGAGAUCCUUUAUAAUUUAAAAACGGAACUAAAAGAGUUAUGUAAAACAACCGAAGCAUCAUCAUUAAAACCUUUACCGGGUGAAACGGCAGAAAUAAUGUCAUUAAAACUUGGUGCUGUUUCAAAAAAUGUAGGAUUUGCUAUAGCUCAACUUCUCUCUGCUGCUAAACAAGGAAAUAUGGACUAUACCGGAACUGCUGCCAGAGAAACUUCAGCAGCUUUAAAAAAUUUAAUAUCAGCUAUAAGAGGGGUUGCUGCAACAAUAAUUGAACAAGGCACACAACAAAAAGUUCUAAUGACAGCUGAUGACGUUAUUAAUAAAUCUAUAAAGCUGAUUAAAGAAACUCGUUGGACUCUUACAAAACCUAAUAAUCCAGAUAAUGAAAAAAAAUUAGCAUUUAUUGCUAAAGAAGUAGGAUAUACUUUAAAUCAAUGUAUUUCUUUUUUACCUGGUCAGAAAGAUGUUGAUGAAGCAAUACACAAUAUAGAAAGUAUCAGUAAAAUUUUAAAAUCAAAUGAAUUUCCAACUACAACAAAAAAUUAUAGUCAAUUACAAACUGAUAUAAUUUGCUUCGCUACCAAUUUAAAUGACGCAUCUUUACAAAUUUUAUCGUCCAUUCGAUCACCAGUAGAAUUAGCAAUUUUAUCUAAAAAAUUUACGGGAACCUUAAAUGAUUUAAUUGAAACUGGUAUGAAAAUAGUUGGUCAGACAAUAACAGAAAUGAAAUCACAAGUUGUUGUAUCACUCAAUCAUAUUUGUCUUAGCUGUAUUAAAUUUUUAUAUUCAUCAAAAUCUGUAGCUAUAGAUCCGACUGCUCCUAAUGCAAAAAAUCAACUUUCUACUGCCGGACGCGCGGUAACCGAUUCAAUAAAUUAUCUUCUUGAUUUAUGUACAUGUAAUGCUCCUGGACAAACAGAAUGUGAUAAUUCUAUACGAACAAUUCAGUCAAUGCUUCCAUUAUUAGAUAAUCCAAAUGAAUCGAUUUCAGACGCUUCCUAUUUUGAUUGUCUUGAAAUUAUCAUGGAAAAAAGUAAAAGCUUAGGAGAUGGAAUGACUGGCAUUGCUAAUCAUGCUAAAAAAUCAGAACAUCAACACUUUUCAAUGGCAAUCAAAGGAGUUUCAACAUCGAUAUGUGGUUUAAUUGAAGCAGCUGCUCAAGCUGCAUACUUAGCUGGUGCUAGUGAUCCUACAUCAGUUGCUGGUAAACCAGGAUUAGUAGAUCAAGCUCAAUUUUUUCGAGCAGCACAGUCCAUCAAUUCAAGUUGUCAUAAUCUAGGAAAUCCUAAUUCAUCCCAGCAACAAGUCCUAUCUGCUGCUACUGUAAUUGCAAAACAUACUAGUACUUUGUGCAAUGCUUGUCGUUUAGCAUCUAAUAAAACUAAUAACCCUAUUGCUAAACGGCACUUUGUUCAAUCCGCUAAGGAUGUCGCUAAUUGUACAGCUAUUUUAGUUAAGCAAAUUAAAGCUCUGGAUAUAAAUUAUUCAGAAACAAAUAGAGAAAGUUGUAUAGAUGCUACAAAACCAUUAUUAGAAGCUGUUGAUAAUUUAUGUACAUUUGCAAGCUCACCAGAGUUUCUUAGUCAACCUGCUAAAAUUUCAACAACUGCUAAAGGUACCCAAGAACCAAUAAUAACUGCAAGUAAAUCUAUCAUUAAUGGUUCAUAUGCAAUGUUACUUGCUGCAAAAAGCCUUGCAGUAACACCUAAAGAUCCUCCAACAUGGCAAUUAUUAGCAAAUCAUAGUAAAAAUGUUAGUGAUUCAAUCAAAGCUUUAGUAGCUUCAAUACGUGAUAAAGCACCUGGUCAAAUAGAAUGUGAUUUAGGUAUACAACAAAUCACUUUACAAAUUCGAGAUCUUGAUACAGCAUCAUUGAAUGCAGUUUCUCAAACAUUUCUACCACGAAAAGAAAAUACAAGUCAGGGUUUUAUUGAUCAAAUGGCUAAUACGAUUUGUGAAUUACAUGAUAAAUUAGAAUUCUUACGGAAUGCUGCUAAAUCCGAAGCUGAAAAUAUUGGGCAUGCUGUAACACAAGUUGUAUUGUACUGUGAAGCAUUGGUUUAUAGUGGAAUAGGCUCGGCUUCAUAUAUGAUACAGUCCAAACAGCAAAUGAUGUUAUUAGAUCAAACGAAAACUAUCGCUGAAUCGAUUUUACAAUUUAUAUAUGUAACAAAGGAAUCGGGUGGUAAUCCAAAAGCAAAAAAUCUUCAUAAUGAUGUAGACGAAAGUAUAGAGUCAACUAAAGAAUCACUUCAAGAAUUAAAAAAUACACUAGAAACAAUUUCAUCGUCAAAGGGUAUUGUAACCGGAUUAAUCGAGACUAUUACUCGAGCGAUGGUAAAACUGGACGAUGACAGAAUUUCAACAAUAGAGAAUUGUGAUUCAUUUGUUGAUUAUCAAUCAAGAAUGAUUGACGCUGUCAAGGAAAUAGCACAUUUAGCACAAGAAAUUUCGAGCAAAGCAAUGGAUACGGGAAUAUUGGGACCUGUUUUGGUGGAUAUUUCUCAUAAGUAUAUUCAACUAGCUAAAGAUACAUAUAGUGCAUCAAUUGCUACUUCAAAUUCAGCUGUAUCAUCAAAACUGCGUAUUGAAGUUCAAGAAUUAGGAAAAACAUGUACAGAUAUUAUUGGAACUGCUGGAAAUCGACAAAUGAUAUCAAAUGAUAUUUAUGUACAACAAGAAGUAUCUGACUGUAGUAAAUGCAUUAGUGAAAAAGUAUCCCAAAUACUAGCUACUCUACAAGCUGGACUGCGUGGAACACAAGCAUGUAUAAAUGCUGCUAGUACUGUUUCAGGAAUUAUAGGAGAUCUUGAUACUACAAUAAUGUUUGCUACGGCUGGUACUUUACAUGCAGAUAAUGAAAGUGAAACAUUUGCUGAUCAUAGGGAAAAUAUUCUCAAAACAGCUAAGGCACUAGUAGAAGAUACUAAAACUCUAGUUGCUGGAGCUGCAUCUUCGCAAGAACAAUUAGCUGUGGCUGCUCAAAAUGCUGUAUCAACUAUUCUUCAACUAGCUGAUGUUGUCAAAUAUGGAGCAGCAAGUCUCGGAAGCAAUAAUCCAGAAGCACAAGUAAUGUUAAUAAAUGCUGUGAGAGAUGUUGCUUCAGCUCUUGGAGAUCUUAUACAUGCUACUAAAGCUGCUAGUGGAAAACUCAUAAACGAUCCUAGUAUGGCACAUCUUAAAGAUUCGGCAAAGAGCAACAGUCACGUAUUCACUUAGUCUGUCUCGGAUACAAACUUUGAUUAAUUUUACGGGAGAUUUCAAAAGUUUUUUUUCUUUUUAUUUUAUAGAAUAGGAUAUUCAACUAUGGAUAUGUAGACAACAUAAAAAUAUUGCAGCAUUGGGUGAUGUAUAAGAAUUUCAGUAGUCGGUCUCUUGUAUUGUGUGAAUUGAUAUU